Molecule: messenger RNA, 2116 nt
Organism: Rosa chinensis
Lineage: Eukaryota; Viridiplantae; Streptophyta; Magnoliopsida; Rosales; Rosaceae
Exons: 3
Coding region: 598-1899 (433 amino acids)
Source: RefSeq, a predicted model, not a curated record
GGUUUCUAGUGAUGCAGAGUCCAGAAGGAGAGAAGCAUACGACGACCGGUACUUGGGUUUGUUUAUUCUGAAACAGAGAGUCUAGAGAGAGAGAGAGUGGAAGAGAAGAGAAGGGUGUUGUUGGGCGUGCUGUGUGUCCUCGUGAUCCGUGUACAGUGUACGUGACAAACAAAGCAGGCUAGUUCAGACUCGGUUAAAGUCUGAGACUUUAGCUAACAGUAGCAACAACAACAACACCAAUAAAUACCCACUUCCCUCAUCUUUUUCUGUGUUGAAGUUUAACAAUACCCAACCCACUUCUCUCCCUUUCUUCUUGCUAAGUUCCUGUCAUCAUAUUUAUUACACCCACAUUCCUGUUUCGUUUCUAUUCCCUCCCAAAAGAGAUUUCUCUUCUCUUAUUGGGUUAGCCGAUUUUUGGUGUUUCUUUUGUCUCUGGUCCUCCUGGUUGUUGUUGUUUUGUUGGCUUGCUUGCCUUCUUGACUUGCUUUGCUGCUGAAUUUCUGGUCUUGCUUCAGCUCCACAACUUAGAUGCAUAGGAAUUUUUAAUCUGUUCAAGUAUAUGGCUUUGGAGAAAAUGGGGAAACUUUUGUGACCAGAAUGGAUCCUCAGGCUUUUAUUAGGUUGUCAAUAGGCUCACUGGGAUUGAGGAUUCCUGGAACAGCUUUGAAAUCUGAAAAGUCUGGGAUUCAUGCAUUCUCUUCUCCAUGUUUGUGUGAAAUUCGCCUUCGGGGAUUCCCUGUGCAGACAGUAUCAGUCCCCUUACUAUCAUCUCCUGAAGCUGCACCUGAUACUCAUAGCAUAGCCUCAAGUUUUUAUCUUGAACAUUCAGAUGUCAAAGCGAUGCUGGUACCUGGCUGUUUCUACAACCCACAUGCGUGUCUGGAGAUUGCUGUUUUUACAGGGAGGAAAGGAUCCCAUUGUGGCGUAGGGGUCAAAAGGCAGCAAAUUGGGACAUUUAAGCUGGAGGUUGGUCCUGAAUGGGGAGCAGGAAAGCCAGUUGUCCUUUUCAGUGGGUGGAUUGGUAUUGGCAAAAACAAGCAGGAGAGUGGAAAACUGAGUGUGGAGCUUCAUUUGAGAGUAAGACUUGAUCCUGAUCCAAGAUAUGUUUUCCAGUUUGAUGAUGUGACAAGACUAAGUCCGCAGAUUGUUCAGCUUCAAGGUUCCAAUAAGCAGCCUAUUUUCAGCUGCAGGUUUAGCCGAGACAGGGUUCCCCAGGUGGAUCCACUGAGCAAUUACUGGUCAGGUUCUGUGGAUGAUUCUAAUCUUGAGACAGAAAGGAGAGAGAGAAAAGGAUGGAAGGUGACGAUACAUGAUCUUUCUGGCUCUGCUGUUGCAGCAGCCUUUAUAACCACUCCAUUUGUGCCAUCAACAGGUUGUGAUUGGGUUGCAAGAUCAAAUCCAGGAGCUUGGUUGAUUGUUAGUCCUGAUCCUUGCAGGCCUGAGAGCUGGCAGCCAUGGGCAAAGCUUGAGGCAUGGCGGGAGCGUGGUAGCAUCAGAGAUUCUGUUUGCUGCCGAAUUCGCCUUUUGUCUGAAUGCCAGGAAGCAGCAGAGCUUCUCAUGUCUGAAAUCCACAUCAAUGCUGAAAAGGGUGGUGAGUUUUUCAUCGACACCGACAGACAGAUGCAAGCAGCUGCAGCAGCAGCCCCUCCGCUACCAAGUCCACAAAGCAGUGGAGACUAUGCGGCUUUGGGUCCAGUUGUAGGUGGUUUUGUCAUGAGCUGUAGAGUACAAGGAGAAGGAAAAAGCAGCAAGCCAUUAGUACAACUAGCAAUGAGGCAUGUGACAUGUGUUGAAGACGCUGCCAUCUUCAUGGCUCUUGCAGCGGCUGCGGAUCUCAGCAUUGAGGCAUGUAGGCCUUUCCGUCGGAAGAUCAGAAAACCAUCUUGCCCUUCUUUAUGAAAAGUUAAAACAAAUAGAGGAACAAAAAGGAUGGAGGUGAAUAAUGUCCAUGUAACUCAGAAUUUGCUAUUACUUUGCUUGAUAUCUGGUAACAUUUGGUGUUGUGUACAGAAAGCUCUUGCUUACAUGUCCCCCAAACAUCCUUCAACUCAUGCAUGAAAUGUUCUGGGAAAAACCACAACUUCAGAAAAAUGAACUGAAAACUUGGUGAAUCUUC